Messenger RNA from Gongylonema pulchrum, 219 nucleotides. NCBI's taxonomy places the organism in Eukaryota, Metazoa, Nematoda, Chromadorea, Rhabditida, Gongylonematidae. The record is from the annotation of a GenBank genome assembly.
UUUGCUGUAACACUUGUAAGUAUGUUAUCUCUGGGGUCGAAGCGGGCCGUUGAGCGGUUCAAUGCGUUGGGUGCCAAGAAAUUUUCACGACUUUCGCGGCGUAUACUUGACGCAAUGCCGAUCAGUAAGGAGAUACCUUUCUCAGAAGCUGAGCAAAACGCUUUGCUUGUCUCGCUACACAUCGAGGACAUAUCCGAAUUCACUUAUUUGGUUGGUUAG